Nicotiana tabacum (common tobacco) is the source of this 1005-nucleotide messenger RNA. NCBI's taxonomy places the organism in Eukaryota, Viridiplantae, Streptophyta, Magnoliopsida, Solanales, Solanaceae. The record is from RefSeq and is a predicted model, not a curated record.
AGCUAGGGUUUUAUCAUCGUCUUUAUUCUUCUACUCUCUGCUUCAAUUCUUCAUACUCCUCACAAACCCGCCGGAAAGUUGAUAACUUAUUCAACAAUGGUAGGUUUUGAACUCGGCUCCGUUCCAUUCAAUGCCGACGGAUGGGGUCCACCAGAUUCCUCCAUCUCUGUACCAAACCAAAUCUCUAACGCCCCAUUCGCUCCUUUCUCCCGCUCCGACAAGCUUGGUCGUAUUGCCGACUGGACUCGGUCUCUUUCAAACCGACCCGGAUCCAACUCCAAGCAAAACGCUACUGAUUCCGCCUUCGACUUCUCCGGCGACGAUUCAUUCGCUACCCUCGCCGCUGACGAAGACUCCUCUUUCCGCCUCGUCGACACUGCCGCCAAAUCCCAUCACCACGGGCAACACCGCCCGAAAUUCAAUCCUAGGUGGCGGUUCAACCCUCACCACAACCGCUCUCAGCUUCCCCAGCGCCGCGACGAGGAAGUCGAGGCCCGAAAACGUGAGCAGGAGAAAGAAAGAGCUCGAAGGGACAGGCUGUACAAUCUCAACCGUUCGGGAACAAACGCUGGCCAGAGAAGAGAAUCUGCUGUGUUCAAAUCAUCAGUUGAUAUUCAACCUGAAUGGAACAUGCUCGAUCAGAUCCCGUUUUCGACUUUCUCGAAGCUUUCCUUCUCCGUUCCGGAGCCUGAGGAUUUGCUGAUCUGCGGUAGCCUUGAGUUUUACGACAGGUCCUACGAUCGCAUUACCCCGAAGAACGAACGUCGUCUGGAGAGGUUCAAGAACAGGAAUUUCUUCAAAGUUACUACUACGGAUGAUCCUGUUAUCCGGCGUUUGGCUAAUGAGGAUAAAGCUACUGUUUUCGCCACGGAUACGAUUUUGUCUACUUUAAUGUGUGCUCCUAGGUCUGUUUACUCCUGGGAUAUUGUUGUUCAGCGUGUUGGGAAUAAGUUGUUUUUCGACAAGCGUGAUGGGUCCCAGCUGGAUUUGCUCUCUGUUCAUGAA